This is a messenger RNA of Cannabis sativa, 1201 nucleotides long. RefSeq names its product GDT1-like protein 4. Gene Ontology annotation, biological process: Golgi calcium ion transport; calcium ion transmembrane transport; manganese ion transmembrane transport. The record is from RefSeq and is a predicted model, not a curated record. Gene Ontology annotation, cellular component: Golgi apparatus. Lineage: Eukaryota; Viridiplantae; Streptophyta; Magnoliopsida; Rosales; Cannabaceae. Bases 371 to 1060 code for a protein of 229 amino acids. Gene Ontology annotation, molecular function: calcium ion transmembrane transporter activity; manganese ion transmembrane transporter activity. The transcript is spliced from 12 exons.
UAGUGGAGUGGAGAAUCAACUGACUGAUCACCAGACAUCUGGUAAUAUUUUACCUUUUUGCCCUCGGAGAAAUUGCAUCCUCACGCUGAUAUUAUAGGUCGUACCGUACACCAACACCACCAAGUAUUAUAAUAUUACCCCAUUCCAUUCACUACAUUCGUCUCCAGAUUCUCGACUGGUGCUUAGUUUGUUUCGUCUCGCUCAAUCGAGUUUGAAACGUCAACGACUCAGACCGAGUCAGAUAACCCGACUCACUAUAUUUAGAGAAAGACGGGGACGGAGAGAGUCAGACAAUCUCAUACUCUGACGCUGUCCUGGUCUUUCCGGCCAUUGAAAGAACUCUCGUGAUUUUUUUUCUUCUUCAGUGAAAAUGAGCUCAGUCGUACAGGGUUUCACUAAGUCACUCGCCAUGACUGUGCUCUCAGAGAUCGGCGACAAGACUUUCUUCGCCGCCGCCAUCCUAGCUAUGCGCCACCCAAGGAGGCUUGUUUUGACUGGUUGCCUUUCGGCUUUAGUUGUCAUGACUAUUCUUUCUGCUGUCGUUGGCUGGGCUGCUCCCAAUCUGAUCUCUCGUAAGUUGACUCAUCAUGUAACAACAUUGUUGUUUUUUGGUUUUGGCCUGUGGUCUUUAUGGGAUGCCUUCACUGGAGAAGGAGAAGCUGAAGAUUUGGCAGAAGUUGAAGCGAAAUUGGAUGCUGAUUUUAAGUCCAAUUCAGGAACCGCCAAGACUAAUAGUAAGGAUGUUGACGAAAAGAAAAAACAGAAACGACCUUUUCUCACACAAUUCUUUUCACCAAUUCUUUUGAAGGCAUUUUCCAUUACUUUCUUUGGUGAAUGGGGUGACAAGAGUCAGCUAGCUACAAUUGGUUUAGCUGCAGACGAAAACCCAAUUGGUGUUGUACUUGGUGGAAUUUUAGGACAAGCAUUAUGUACCACUGCUGCUGUCCUAGGUGGAAAGAGUUUAGCAUCUCAGAUAUCUGAGAAAAUAGUUGCUCUAUCUGGUGGGGUUCUUUUCAUUGUUUUUGGCUUACAAUCAUUCCUAUCAACAAUGGACUCAUGAUCCUGCAAAUGGUUAGUUUGUGUUCUCUAGUGUCUUUUCAAGGUAGCAUCUUAAAGGAUACAAUUCUUGGAGUCUGAAAAUUCAUGCACUUCUCAUUGAGAUUCAAUUAUUAGUGGGUGGAGUAUCACUGUUGAGUGUUGA